Molecule: messenger RNA, 303 nt
Organism: Necator americanus (New World hookworm)
Lineage: Eukaryota; Metazoa; Nematoda; Chromadorea; Rhabditida; Ancylostomatidae
Exons: 4
Coding region: 1-303 (100 amino acids)
Source: RefSeq, a predicted model, not a curated record
AUGCGGUGGUUGGCUAUUCUUCUUAUGUUAACUGUUGUAUCGGCGAGACGAGAGGAAUGCCAAGAAGAAGAUUACAUCAGCGUACGCCCAUGCUAUGAUCCAACGCAUUUUUUUCGUCCGAGCUUCACUUCCCUGGGUUACUCUCAAAAACACUUUUCCCUGCUGAAGUUAUUAAUAGUGCAUUUUCCCGCGUUCGUACAAUUCCUAAGCGCUGAUGACGUCAUCGAACGGAUAGCGCGCAGCUACGAGGAGGAUGCAGGUCCAAAGCACGAGAAACCUCGACCACUACGAUUCGGACGGUGA